Messenger RNA from Rubroshorea leprosula, 3172 nucleotides. The record is from the annotation of a GenBank genome assembly. Lineage: Eukaryota; Viridiplantae; Streptophyta; Magnoliopsida; Malvales; Dipterocarpaceae.
GGAAGAGAUGACCUUGAGAAAUCGGAGCACCUCGGAGCUUGAGUACGGAGAAUCCGGCUCCGGCGAGCGCCGAUCGAGGGGGAAAAUUAAUCUAGAAUUUUAGUUUUGACGGGGAGUAAAAUACUAACCCAUCUCCAUCCUCCCACUACCUCUGUAUAUUCCGGUGCCAGUACCAUUUCACACUCAUGCUAACGGAAAUGUGCAAAUCGGAAUUGUGAUUCACCAAAAACAAGUUGAAAAGAGCUAAAAUGUUCCCUCAAUUCGGAGCCACUGCAGAGACCUUGAGCAAGGCAUCAACAAUAGUGUUCCGGAUUGGAACAGAUGCGCAUCUCUACGACGAUCCGGAGGACGUGAACAUCGCUCCGCUUCUUGAUAGCAAAUUCGACUCCGAGAAGUGCGAGGCUCUCAAACGUCUCCUCGCUCUCAUCGCCCAAGGCUGCGAUGUCUCCAAUUUCUUCCCUCAGGUUGUAAAGAAUGUAGCAACUCAGUCAUUGGAAGUAAAGAAGCUGGUUUACUUGUACCUGCUGCAUUAUGCUGAAAAGCGUCCAAAUGAGGCCUUGUUAUCGAUUAAUUGUUUCCAGAAGGAUUUGGGGGAUCCAAAUCCUUUAGUGAGAGCAUGUGCACUACGUACCAUGGCUGGCAUUCGUCUACAUGUAAUUGCACCUCUUGUUCUAGUGGCCGUGAACAAGUGUGCUAGAGAUCCGUCAGUCUAUGUCAGAAAGUGUGCUGCCAAUGCUCUUCCAAAAUUGCAUGAUUUGCGCCUAGAGGAGCAUGCCUCUUCACUUGAAGAGGUUGUUGGAAUAUUGUUAAAUGACCACUCCCCUGGGGUAGUUGGAGCUGCGGCAGCAGCAUUUGCUUCUGUUUGUCCAAAUAACUUAUCUUUGAUUGGGAAGAAUUAUAGAAGGCUAUGUGAGAUUCUCCCCGAUGUAGAAGAAUGGGGGCAGAUAAUCUUAAUUGAAAUCCUUUUGCGAUUUGCUAUUGCUAGGCAUGGGCUUGUAAAGGAAUCCAUUAUGUUUUCUUUGCAUUGUACAGAGAGUUCCCAUUCUGAAAAAGAUGGUUCAGAUGUCAACUUUGAAUUAGAAAAGGAUUCUGUUGACAGGGGUGGGGCAUACAACUUUGAAUUAGCAACUAUGGUCUCUAGGUGUUAUAUUGAAGGUCCAGAUGAAUAUUUAUCUCGGUCAAGUUACAGUAAAAGGGUUCCUUUUGAAUUACAUGGUGUAAAAUUUACAUCUGGCAAAACUAAUGAUGAUGUGAAGAUCCUGCUUCAUUGCACAUCUCCAUUGUUAUGGAGUAACAAUAGUGCAGUGGUUCUAGCAGCUGCCGGUGUGCACUGGGUCAUGGCACCAAGGGAGGAUGUCAAAAGAAUUGCUAAACCACUUCUGUUUGUUCUGAGAUCAUCUAAUGCCUCCAAAUAUGUGGUCCUCCGCAACAUUCAAGUGUUUGCUAAAGUGCUGCCUUCUCUCUUUGCCCCGAACUUUGAAGAUUUCUUCAUAUGUUCUUCUGAUUCUUAUCAAAUUAAAGCUUUGAAACUUGAGAUACUUUCUACCAUUGCCACAGAUUCAUCCAUUACAUCUAUUUUCAAAGAGUUUCAGGAUUAUAUUAGAGAUCCAGACAGACAAUUUGCUGCAGAUGCUGUUGCUGCAAUUGGUCUAUGUGUUCAACAACUUCCAAAAAUGGCAAAUGCAUGCAUAGAUGAGCUGUUGGCUCUAACUAGACAGGAGUUCUUGAUUAAUGGAUCUGGUGAUGGAGAAGGGGAUGUUCUACUUCAAGCAAUAAUGUCUAUCAAAUCUAUCAUAAAGCAAGACCCAUCUAGUCAUGAGAAGGUUAUAAUUCAGCUGGUUCGUCGUUUGGAUUCAAUCAAAGUACCUGCAGCCCGAGCAAUGGUUAUUUGGAUGGUGGGAGAGUAUAGCUCUCUGGGGGAUAUAAUACCCAGAAUGUUAACGACAGUAAUCAAAUAUCUUGCUUGGUGCUUUACUUCAGAAGCAUUGGAAACAAAGCUGCAGAUUCUUAAUACUGCUGUCAAGGUCCUACUUUGUGCAAAAGAGGAAGAGCUGUGUACAUUCAGUAGAAUUUUUAGCUAUGUGCUUGAACUGGCUGAAUGUGAUUUAAACUAUGAUGUCCGUGACCGAGCUCGUUUCUUAAAGAAACUUUGCUCAUGCAGUUUAGGUUCUCAGGGGGCAGAGGAAGUAACAAAUUGUCUUCCUCAGCAAAAGGACCUGCCACAUGUAGUUGCAAAAUGCAUAUUUGGAAAACAAACUAAACUCGUGUCACCUGAACCAGUUAACUGCCGAUUUUAUCUUCCUGGAUCUCUGUCACAGAUAGUUCUUCAUGCAGCUCCUGGAUAUGAACCUCUCCCCAAGCCUUGCAGUCUGAAUGUGCCUCAAGAAAUAAACGCAACCGUGAGAGGUGCCACUUAUAGUGACUCUGAAGAGACAGAUGAUCAUGGCUCAUCAUCUGGACCUUCAGAUGAGGAAAAUGCUUCUGAUUAUGGUUCUCAGAAUUCCAUCACUGGCUCUAGUGGCAGUGAUCACACUGGUGAAACUGGUUUUACUAGUGAAUGUGAUGAAAAUGCUGAUCCAUUGAUUCAAAUUUCAGACAUUGGCAAUGCUUCAGAAAACCAGAAUGCUGUUUCUCAGUCCUCAGCUGAUUUAGGGGAGCUAAUUUCCCAUAGAGCUCUAGAGUCAUGGUUGGAUGAUCAGCCUGGUUCAUCAAACCCAUGCAUAUCCAAACAAACUGAAGUAAAUAGAUCUUCGGCAAGAAUCUCUGUUGGGAAUGUUGGAAACGAGGUUAAACCAAAAAUAUAUGCACUGUUAGACCCUGCUAAUGGAAAUGGUCUGAAAGUGGAUUAUUCAUUUGCUUCUGAAAUAUCAGACAUCUCCCGUUUACUUGUAUGCAUAGAAGUUUACUUUAAAAACUGUUCAUCAGAGCUCAUGUCUGAUAUCACCUUGGUGUUUGAGGAGUCUAACAAAGGAUUAGAUGCUACUGACCAAGCAUCACUUGCAAAUGAGAGGUAAUUUUACUCUAUGGUUAUAGGUGUUUAUAAAUUUGUCCAAUUAUUUAUCUACUUAAAUGUGGAAAAGCUCUAUAUUUAGUGAUCUCAUUGUUGUCAUUCAUUCCUUCUAUCCCAUCACAAUAAUUUGUUUUCCAAUUUUUUAACUAGCUAUAUGAUGAG